AUUUUACGUGAUGGAUGAAGAUGAUAAUGGCGUCCUUUGUUAUCAUUAUUUGGAUUUGGUCAAUGACAUCUACAAUCGAAGUUACUACAAUUUUCUACCAACACUCAAUAUUUCUUCGACACAAAAAUCCUGCACAUGACAACGGAACUUCCCCCUUCUUCUCCAGUGUAGUGGCCACUGCCCAAGCCUGUAUCAACAAAUGCCACAAUCAGCUAUCAUGCGAAUCUUUGGUAUACGACACUAUCUCCUUUAAGUGCUCCCUGUUUGAAGGAAAAAACGUUAAAGAUGAGAUCAGUAGUAACCAAGUAUUAUAUGAAGUUGUGAAGAAAGCUGUACUGCGUGAUAUCAGUGAUUAUGCAAAGUACCUGUGUAACGGAAACAGUCCUGGAUAUUUCUACAACGAGUCAGUACCGGUUUGUUACAAAAUCGAUUCUCAACCCAGGUCAAUGACUGAUGCCAAGUUGUUUUGUGGAGAAUCGGGAGGGCACCUUUUACGAAUAGACACGGAAAUCAAACAGAAGUUUGCAGAAAACUUAAAUUUGGAAACAACAAGCUCAGUAUCAAAAUAUCGCAUUGAUGGCAAGUAUAAUGGUACAAACUGGACGUUUUCAAAUGACCAAGCAAUAACUCAGUUUUAUUGGUAUCCGGGAGAACCGUCAAGGGAGCAGAGCAGCUCCAGAUCUGUUGGACUCAGAGUAGCGUAUAGCGGUAAAUGGGACGAUAUUAGGCCUUCCGGAAGUCACGGAUGCAUUUGUGAAAAGGAUAUCAAAUUCAAUUAGUUAGAAUCAGAUGAAUCAGCAAAUAUUUAAGUUUUGAUGAUUAGUUUUUACGCUACAUAUAGUUGCUUCAGUGGCUAUAUAAAAGCUGGAGGUUACGAGAGUAGUAACCCGCUCUUUAAAUGAGAGAGAGAGAGAGAGAGAGAGAGAGAGAGAGAGAGAGAGUAUCUCCCAUGGAUUGGAUGGUCUUAAACCGGGCCUCUGCCCCAUAUUUUUCGAUUAACAUGUAGAUUGAAAUGGUAAAUUUGAGUACGUAUAUAUGUUAUAUAUUGUUUCUUCAUUCUGCCGCUUUCAAUCACUAUUCAAAACUUUUUUAAAACUAAAAUGUUAUCUUUUCUGUUAUAAGGUUCUCAAAAAAGCACGGGACCGGUGGAAAACAGCAAAGUAAGGGAAUAACAGCAUUGGGAUUAAAUAUUGUUGAACUGUUCAGCGCUUUUUUAAAAUCAUUUCAGCUACUGCUCUGCGCAAGCACAUUUAAUCCCAUCACUGAUAUUUCCUUACUUUGCCCCUUGGCACCAGUCUCAUGUUUUUCUUUUUGCACUGGUGUCUUAAUGCUACCUUGCAACGUUGGCAGAUAACGCCCCAUAUUAUCAUUUUUGUUGCACCUGUACAUAUGCUUACAUCUACAAAUAUGUUUUUUGAUUAUGCAAUUUACAAUAAGGACCCAGGGAACGUUUAUAACCUAACAAUAGUUUUUAAUUUAUGUAUGUGCUUUUCUGGUAAAAAGUAUGUUUUUAUAGUCAAAGGUUAGCAGCAAUCUUGUGGGUCCACUGCAUAAUAUUUUGUCCCUAGUUUACUUUAUUGAUUGUAUACAUGUAUAUGUUUACUAUUUGUCAUUUAUUUUAAUUUGUCCUAAAUAA
This is a messenger RNA of Magallana angulata, 1636 nucleotides long. RefSeq lists its product as uncharacterized. Bases 15 to 779 code for a protein of 254 amino acids. The record is from RefSeq and is a predicted model, not a curated record. Lineage: Eukaryota; Metazoa; Mollusca; Bivalvia; Ostreida; Ostreidae. The transcript has 4 exons.